Gilbertella persicaria is the source of this 1538-nucleotide messenger RNA. RefSeq lists its product as uncharacterized. NCBI's taxonomy places the organism in Eukaryota, Fungi, Mucoromycota, Mucoromycetes, Mucorales, Choanephoraceae. The coding region runs from base 76 to 1485 and encodes 469 amino acids. Gene Ontology annotation, molecular function: polyubiquitin modification-dependent protein binding. The record is from RefSeq and is a predicted model, not a curated record. The transcript is spliced from 6 exons. Gene Ontology annotation, cellular component: cytosol. Gene Ontology annotation, biological process: ubiquitin-dependent protein catabolic process.
AAAAAAAGUACGUGACGUACUCCAUUCCCUUUUUUUUUUUUUUGUAACAAAAAACAAAAGAUCCUUGUCUAGAUUAUGCCUACUCAUAUCACUAUCCAUAUUCGACCUUCUACUGGUCAAAUCUUUCAAGUAGAAUUAGAUGCUGAAACAACAACUGUUCAAGGCCUUAAGGAGAUCAUUGGUCAAAAGAUGGGCAAUAUGGAAGCUAAUCAAUUGAAACUUGUCUUUUCUGGUCGCAUCCUCAAGAAUGAAGAUAUUGUUCAAGACUGUAAAAUUACUCAUGGAUGUACAGUCCAUGUAGUUCGUUCUGGUGUGAACAAAGCACCUGCUGAUAAAGGUAAAUCCAGUACAGCUGAAACACCUCGUCAAGCUACACCACCUACAUCAUCUGAACCUAUCCCACCUAUUCCACCUACACCUAGUCCUUCUAAUCUGCCUGGUAUUGGUGCCAGUGCAUCACCUUUUGAUAUGCCAAUGCCCAACAUGGAUCCUGAGUUGAUGCGUCAAAUGAUGGAUUCGCCCUUCAUGCAAAACUUGAUGGGCAACACAGAUUUUGUACGUUCGAUCAUCAUGAGCAACCCUCAAAUGAAAGCAUUGGUUGAACAAAACCCUGAACUUGGCCAUGUUAUUAGUGAUCCUGCCUUUUUAAGACAAUCCAUGGAAAUGAUGAGAAAUCCUGAAUUAAUGCGCGAAAUGCAACGUAACAAUGAUCGCGCUUUAUCCAACAUUGAAGCCAUUCCAGGUGGAUUCAAUCAUUUACGUCGCAUGUACAACACAUUCCAAAGCCCUAUGGAAUCAGCCAUGACGCCUAAUGGCGUAUCUGAUGAGGCCAAUAACGAACGAUUAGCUAGAGAAUUGAAUGUAGAAAGUGUACCUGAAAAUUCACUUAAUACACAAGCAUUGCCUAAUCCUUGGGCUGCCAAUACCAACAAUAACAACACAACAAACAACCAUGGUAACAGUAUACCAGCUAGCACUACUACUAGUAAUAGUAAUCCAUUUGCUGCACUUGCUGGUAGUGCUAAUAGGUCAGAAAACCCACUUGCUUCUUUACUUGGUAAUGAAAACAAUAAUGGAUUCAUGUUUCCCUUUGGACAACAACAGCAACAGCAGCAGCAACAGCAACAACAGCAACAACAGAAUACAACACCCUUUUGGGCUGAUCCUAACUUUAUUCAAGCUAGUUUAAGAUUACAACAAGCUAUGAUGACAGGCCAAAAUAACAACAACAAUACUACAAAUAACACACAACAAUCCAACUUGUUACAACAAAUGAUGAUGGGAUUUCCUUCAGGUGGAUUUGGAAAUGGAUUCCCUCAUGCCAAUCAACAACAACAACCUUCUGAACCCCCUGAAGUUCGCUUUAGAGAUCAACUUGCUCAAUUAGAAGAAAUGGGAUUUUCAGAAAAACCUGCUAAUGUGCGCGCCUUGUUGGCAACAGGAGGAAAUGUUGAAGCAGCUAUUGAAUACUUGUUAUCCAUGUAAAAAUAAUCCAUACGCUUAAUUCUUGAUUAAAAAAAAAAUUUCCCUUCUUCUUA